Messenger RNA from Thrips palmi, 4603 nucleotides. RefSeq lists its product as uncharacterized. The record is from RefSeq and is a predicted model, not a curated record. NCBI's taxonomy places the organism in Eukaryota, Metazoa, Arthropoda, Insecta, Thysanoptera, Thripidae. Gene Ontology annotation, molecular function: protein binding. Gene Ontology annotation, cellular component: nucleoplasm; cytosol. Bases 428 to 3559 code for a protein of 1043 amino acids. The transcript has 14 exons. Gene Ontology annotation, biological process: plasma membrane organization; actin crosslink formation; positive regulation of actin filament polymerization.
UCCACACCUCGCCGCACGCUCACGCCGCUCGCGCCGCUCCGAGGCACCGCGACCCGCGAGUCGAAGCGCGAAACCGUGGCACUUCCCCCGCGAGGGACGGACAGUCCCGGACAGUGCCGCAAGCCCCGCACAGCCCCGCACGGCCUGGCGCGCCGCUCGGUGUCGGUCUCGUUUUCGUUUCUCAUCAAGCCAGUGACUGUUUGGUUGUGAUUUUUUUUGGAUACCGCCUUAGCUCUGGAUACCGUGACGAGUGCAGGGCGUGACAGGCCGCGCCAAUGACUGCGGGUCGCGGCAGGGCGUCGGCCAGGGCGGGACACUCCCCGCCGGCAGCGCGCGCAGCGGCACUGGACGUCCGGAACGGUGACUAGGACGCCGCGUGCCUCGCGCACGCCACGCCGGCCUCACGCUGGAGCACAACGCCCUCGCCAUGAUGAUGGAGACGGAGGAGAUCAGCAAGAUGGUGGACACCGUCUACAAGAACAUCCUGGACAAGUUCAACCCGGCCGCCCGGCAGCUCAUCAGCGCGGGCAAGGUGUACCUCAAGGCCCUACACGGGGCGGCCGCGGCGUCCAGGAUGUACGUGGAGGCCCUGUCCAAGCUGGCGCGCCACAGCCAGCAGCAGGGCUCCUGGGGAGGCUGCUCCGACAUCAGUGCAGCCCUCUUGCAGGUGGUCGACGUGUACAAAGAGGUUCACGAGCAGCAAAUGAAUAUACUCAAGGCGUUCUACGUGGAUCUGCUCGUGCCGCUGGAAACCAAUCUUGAGAAGGACACCAAAGUAGUGCAGUUGGAGCAGAAGAAGUUCAACGCGCAGCACAAACAGCGGUCCGAGUCGCACAGCAAGGCGGCCGCCAUGAGCCGCAAGCAGAGAAAGAAGAACAAGACGAGCACCAACGAGAAGGACCUCAAGACUCUACAGAGGCUAGAGGAGGAGCAGUCCAAGCUCGACGCCUUCCGGGAGCAAAGUCUGCGAACGGCGUUGACGCAGGAGCGGCGGCGCUACGGCUUCGUGCUGGAGCGACAGUGCUCGCUGGCCAAGCACUUCAUGUCGCUGCACACGCGCGGCUCCUCGCUGUUCCAGCAGCGCCUGCCCGACUGGCAGCGGGUGGCGCGCGCCAGGGAGGCCCUGCCUGAGGAGGUGCAGAGGCUGUUCUCCUCCAAGAACGCGAGCAUGUGGGCGGACGACGACGCGUACACGGGGCGCCGCGACGACGGCUCCAUGGCGUCGGCGCUGCGCAAGACGCGCUCCAUGGACGCCUCGGCGCUGGACCUGCGCUGCCUCAGCGACGCCCCGGAGGACCAGCACCGCGGUCUCGGACACGGCCUCGGCGGCCACGACCCCGGCGGCACGCUCAGCCGCGCGCGCUCCGACCUCAACCUGUCCUCGCGGGCGCACUCGCCCACCGGAGAGUCCGCCAGCCCGGUGCGGCCGCAGUCGCUGGCGGUGUCCUCGGCGGGCCGAGGCUGGGGGUCGCCGCUGGCGCGCGCCCUCUACGCCUACCUCAGCAGCGGCGAGAACCAGCUCAGCUUCCUGGAGGGCGACAUCCUGGCCCUGAUGGGGGAGCGCAACAAGGGCUGGCAGUUCGGGGAGAACCUGCGCACGCAGACGAGCGGCUGGUUCCCGCUCGCCUACACGGAGCUGCUCCUGGACGACCCGAGCAACUCCCCCUCGCCGCGCCGCCACAUCGAGUCGCUGGGCUCGACGCCGGCCAGCGAGUGGCGGUCGGGCCCGGGCGGGGGCGUCGGCGGGGCGCCGCCGGGGCACACCGGUAACCACUGCGAGGACGCCCCGCGGCCCCCCGUAGCGCCGCCCCCAGUAGCCCCGCCUCCUCAGCUGCAGUCCCUGCAGUCCUUGCAGUCCCUGCAGUCCCUGCAGUCCCCCCGAGGGCCCAGAGGCCACCCACAGCUCGGCGGGCGCGCGCUGCCGUCGGGACCCCCUCCGCUGGCCCCCGCGCCGCACACCCCGCACACCCCGACUCGGAGUGCUAGUGGCGCUGGCGUGGGCGCGGGCGUGCCGCUGCCCAUGACGCCCAUGUCCAUGCCGCUGGGGCACCUGUCCGGCGUGAUGCGGCCGCCGUCCGGGCCCGCCACCGGCAACAUCGGCGCCUCCCUGCACUCCUCCAACGACAGCGGCUUCAGCAACGAGCCGCCCGCCGCGCCCGAGAUCGACUACUCCGACGACGAGCCCUCCAGGGGCGGCCACUCCACGCCGCGAGCUAACGGCUCCGCGUCGGACUCUCCCCGCGGCUCCCCCAGGGGGUCGCCCAGGGGUUCGCCGGGCCGCGAGGAGCGCGCGCUGUCCAACGUGAAGGGCUGGCUGCUGUACAAGUCCGCGCUCGACCUGUGGGACGACGUAGAGGCCCAGAGGGACUCCCGCGGCGCCAGCCGGCCGCCGCCGCCGCCUCCGCCCCGCGUGCCGCCGCCGCCGCGGCCCUCGGGGGCGGCGCGGGACCGCAGCGCCACCGCCACGCUGCCGAGCAGCGCCAAGAUGCGAGGGAGGCCCCUGGUGCCGCCGCCGGCACCGCCUCCCCCCGUCCCGGAAAGCAACGGGCACGCCGUCGUGAAGCGCACCAAGUCACUGCUCAAGUUCAGGAAGGACACGACCGGGGACGGCUCCGUGCUCACGGGCAUGGCCUUGUGGAGGCACCGCUCGCUCGUGGACGUGCGCAACGAGGACGACGAGGACGACGACGUGGACGCCAACAACAAGAAGAACGCUGGGACGCCGCUCAUCAAGAUGAAGCUGGUCAAGAUCGACAUCGGCGAGGGGAAGCAACACGAGAAGCAGCAGUUGCAGCAGCGCAAAUCGCAAGACGUGAACGGCCACAGCAACGGUCACUCGAAUGGGCACUCGAAUGGAUACUCCAACGGCCACUCCAACGGCCACUCCAACGGACUCUCCAACGGACACUCCAACGGACACUCCAACGGACACUCCAAUGGACACUCCAACGGCCACAGCAACGACUUCCACCACCGACGCCGCAGCGGCAACGAGGACCACGACGUCGAGUUCGUCUCGGUGGAGGAGCAGACCUACUCGACCCUGACGAAGCACGGCGCGGCCUUCUUCCAGAAGCAGGUCCUGGAGCGCACCAAGUCCUGGAUGCCGAGUCGCCCCGAGGACGACGACGAGCCGCCCUACGAGGACGCGUCCGAGGCGCGCGCCGGCAUCCUGGCCUCGGCCGGGCCGGCGGUCUCGUCCGGGGCGGCCAUCGCGGACAAGAAGCGCGAGGUGGCGCGCAUGGCGGCGGCCGAGGCCGUGAGGACGGCGGCGCUGCGCAGGCAAUUCGGCAGCGGCGACCGCCUGCUGACGCUGCCCUCGCGCACCCGCCUCGCCAAGUCCAUGUCGCAGGAGCUGCCGUCCUCCAACGGCCACGGCCACGCCGACCCCGCCGGCAGCAUCUUCCAGUACGGCAAGACCCUGCAGAGCAGGCUCAGGGCGCCCGACCGCGGCUCUCGCUUCGACCGCCUGUCCAUCACCACGGGCAACCUGUGCGGGCCCUGGUACGACAUGUGGGGCGCCGACGCCUCCGUCCCGCAGCCGCAGCGCAAGGCCUAGAGCGAGGUAGCGCUGCGACUAGCUGCGACGCGCGGGGAAUUCCACGCCUCUUGCGUCGUCAAGUUGCGUCCUUUCAUUAUCUAUUUUUGAAAAGUUUUCAAGUCUCGGCUUUACUAUUCGCGGCCGGGGCCUCCGGGGAUCCACUGCCAUAAUUAGGCAUUUUGUCCACCUUCCGGAUAAAAUUCGCAGCGCGGCCGCCGCCACCGCCUGUUGCCUCUCAGGCGUUUGUAAAAGGAGGCAUUCUACGAAGUUGAGUCCGUCCAUGAGAGUGCUGUUUGUACUCGGGCCUUCUUAUUGACUUACUGCCCCAUAGUUUCCACUCACAGCCGAGGCAGUGGAGUGAGCCGCCUGCCACUUUGGUCGGGGAAUGACCGUCAGCAGCCCACGGCCCACGGCCCACACACUGUUGGCUUAUGUCAUUCCCUCCCUGAAGAGGAAGGAUUGGCUUUUCUCAUUCAUAAUUUCUCAAUCCUAUAAUUUAUAUUGUUGCCGAAUGCUGAAAAGCGUUCGUAGGUAAAGCAAAGUUCCGACGGAAACAAGAAAAUUUUAGGAGAAGGAGCAAUGCUUCGUUUCUGACAAGCUACUUGCUUGUGCCAGAUUUGAAAAAGUGUUGAAGAGUGUUCAUAAUUCUAAAACCACUGACCCCUUUUCUAAGUGUUUUGUUUGGGAAUUUUUUAAUUUUGUUUCUUUUAAAACAAGCUGGUUUGAUGCUUUGUUUUGUGACAUAAGCCAUACAAUGUAAAAUAGGGUAUUUAUUAGUUAUACUUGAGUGUUCUGUGCUUAUGUCUCAGUCAGUCCUUAUAAUUGAUUAAUUUCUGUGUAUUUACUUAUCCAUUUUGAAUGUGGUGCUGUGCCCAUGGGUGUUGUAACAAAAAUUAUCUAUUGUACAGUGUCUUUUUUGAUUAAAGAAAGAAUGUACCCUUCGUGAAACAUUAAGCUAUCCGCUGUUCAUUGUUCAGAUAUAGUUUUGUAUCCCUAAACUUGUUUAUUGUAUUAUUUUGUUACUUGUUUCUUAAUUAAAAUUAAAGUGGCAUCUUUUGCUAA